This is a messenger RNA of Teleopsis dalmanni, 804 nucleotides long. RefSeq names its product calcium channel flower (gene fwe). The transcript has 5 exons. The record is from RefSeq and is a predicted model, not a curated record. NCBI's taxonomy places the organism in Eukaryota, Metazoa, Arthropoda, Insecta, Diptera, Diopsidae. Gene Ontology annotation, biological process: vesicle-mediated transport. Gene Ontology annotation, cellular component: membrane. Bases 156 to 743 code for a protein of 195 amino acids.
AGAAGAAUUAUUUUGGUUGUACGACAGUGAAAGAAAGCGAACAGAGCAGCCAGCAGAGAAAUAAUAAAUAAAAAAAGUGGUGAAAUUUUAAUAAAGUAAUAAGAAUCAUAUAAAUUAAUAUUGUUUAAGUCAGCUGCAUAGUUUUAAAUAUAAGUAUGUCUUUUGCGGAAAAAUUAACAGGAUUAUUAUCGAGACCAAAUCAACCGGAUCCAGCGGGACUUAAUGAUGCGCCAUGGUACAUGAAGUAUGGUGGCCGAUUAUUGGGUAUUGUUGGAGCAUUCUUUGCCAUACUUUUUGGAUUGUAUAAUGCGUUAAGUAUUGUUUUUCUAAGCGUAACUUGUCUACUCUCAGGAAUUAUACAAAUGCUAGUUGGAUUUAUAGUGAUGGCAUUAGAAGCGCCAUUCUGUUUUAUAUGUAUAGAUUAUGUUAAUCAAAUUGCAGAGAAAGCUGAUGCUCGACCACUUUGGAAUCGUGCAGCAUUGUAUUGUUGUCUUGCGAUACCGCCCAUAAUACUUUGCCCAGGUUUGGGAAGUAUAUUUGGUUGUGGUCUCAUUUUUGGUACUGGAGUUAUUUAUGGCAUGAUGGCAUUAGGCAAAAAAGCCUCUGCUUCUGAAAUGCGACAAACAGCUGUAAAUUCAGGAUUGGCCGGAAACACGCCUACAACAAAUGAUCGCGCUAGCAUUGUAAAUAAUGCACAACCAUUUUCUUUCACUGGAGCUGUGGGUACCGAUAGUAAUGUGUGAUAUCGCAACAUAAUGCCUCAUAUACAAGCAAAUCAUAUAAACUGUAAUAUGUAUUUCAAUA